GGAAGUUGCGUGCCACAACCGGAAAUAGUGGAGAGGGGAGCUUGAGUGCGGCAAGUUGAGCGAGGCGCUGCAGCGAGGAAACAGUGCAAGGGCAAAUGACUGAGGAGGAACAGAAUAUUAAUGGGCCAGAGUCCAGUGCUGCACUGGAGGAGGACACCUAUGUAAAGAUUUCCGGGCUUGGUGCUCAUUCAUCGAACACUGUUAUAGCUGGUGCUGCAUGUUGUUCUGCCUCUGAAGAAGAAUCCUGUUCCACAGUACUUAAAGCUGGGUCAUCUAAACAAGAUACCGUGCAUCAUCUCCAGGAGGCAGUGUUGCUAAAGGCAGAAGGGAAUUCCCACUACAAAGUGGGUCAAUAUAGGGAUGCCAUUGGACGGUACCAUCGGGCAUUAUUGCUGCUAAGGAGUCUGGACCCAGACACAACAACAUCUGUUCAGAAUUUUGGAACACAAAAGAUUAGACUGAAUAAUGAUCAGCUUGUGCUUUUGAGGAACACACAGGUGGACUGCUACAAUAAUUUAGCAGCUUGUCUCCUGCAGAGGCAUCCAGUAAAUUAUGAACGGGUCAAAGAGUACAGCCUCCGUGUAUUACACAGGCAGCCUAGAAAUGUGAAAGCAUUGUAUCGUGCUGGAGUUGCCUUGCUUGAGCUAGGAGAUCCAGAGACAUCUCUGCAGUACCUUGGCCAGGCUAGUCAGCUGCAGCCUAAUGAUACAAAUGUGAAGAAAUAUAUUCAAGUGGCAGAAGGACAGCUGCAUAAAUACUAUGAAAAAGAGAAGGCUUUGUACAGAGGGAUGUUUGGAUAACAAAUAUGGUGCACCAAAGAGGUAUGAGCAGUAGAAGAUGCCUUAAUAAAAAGUGAGACCACUGCAGAAUUAAAGCAUGUCUUGCCGAAAGAAGGACCAAGAAAAAUGACAAAAACGGUUAUCUGACUGUUGUGUAUCUAGCCCUUUUCCCCCUGUCUUUGCUGUUUUAUUUUAUUGUUAUUUUGGUGAUUUUAAAUAUUAAUAGUAAAUGUAACCUUAAUGGGUCAGUCUGGGCAAACAUGACUAUCAAAAAAACUAGUUCUUGGAAGAAGCGGAUUUGGUUUGUGAGAUGUCUGAACAAAGAAUGCAAGCAGAAAAUGCCAACACAUCAUAUUUAUUCUUUACUAUGUUUUCAGUGUGAAUCUUGAAGUAAAAUUAUAUUUUGUACAUUAUUUUAUCUCCUGUGUUUUUUAUGCAAUUAAAGAAGUACAUUUUCUUAUCCAUAUCUAUUUGUUCAUCAUCCAGCGCCUGAAUACAUGCUGAACGGAACUUGAGAACCUUACUGUGGUAAAGUAAUUUUAAAAUUUGAGGGAAUUUAAAAAAAAAAAAAAAAGGUGCUAUAUUGUAAUUCUUCAUCUGGUUUAAGGUUAGACAGGAUCUAGUGUUCUAGCAGCUUUAAAGAUGACCCACAGAAGCAGCAUUGCAGUCCUGUCUAAUGCAUUCAAUUAAAUGUGUCCUACUGUGUCUUCCACAUCAUUUCUUUAUGGAGCAGCUGACAUUUUCAUGUGUUUUAUGCAAAAUACUACAUGCAUAUGGGGAAAUGGGUAAAACCAGCCCACUGAACUUUCUUUCAUGUCUGUUGCUAUAUUUUUUCCACGUUUUACAAAACCCAAUGAUAAGUUUAUUUUUUUAUGACAAACCAUAAUUAGUAAAUGCUGUUAGUGAGGAAUAUGAUGUAGAAAUAGCAAUAUGUAGCCAAUUAGUGUCUUAUACAGUAUUUUCUAUCUGCUGGCUAUUAACAUUGCAACACCAAGAAAGACAUGGACUAUCAAAGUGACAAUUUGAUGGGAGAUUACUUAUGAUGCAUGCUGUACACAUGUAGAAGUACAACUUGGUCUCACUUGCAGAAUGCACAAUAAUCAAUAUUUUUAUAUCCAGCAUGGGCAGAAAUAAUUGCUUAUACACAGUGUGGUAUGGACUGGAAGAGACAACUGGAUGUGUUUCUGUGGGAUAGCAUGCCAUGCAGCCUCUAUACAUUACAUUCCCAAAGUUUAUUAUGGUAUCUGCUUGUGAUUUUUGGCACAUCAGUUUUCCAACCAUUUUCCUGGUGUUCUCAAUAGAGGACAAAUUUGAUGAACAUUUGGGACAGAGAAUGAGUGCCACAUAAUGGUAAUCCAGGAAAUGUAGGACAUUUAGUCCCACAUGUAGUCAUACUGUAUAUUGCCCUGUUGGAAUAUAGAACCAGGAAACCUCUACAGAUAGCAUACCACGCACAGUAACACAUGGUGCUGGGCAUGUAUGGGGCUGCCAGAUGUCUGCCUCCAGGAGCCUUUUAUCAUGAUGCCUCCAUACACUGAUGAGAUGCUUGUGAUUGAGGGCCAAAGGUACCUGAAGAAAUUGGUGGCUAGCUAGUAGACCCUGGUAUCAAACUGUGUUGACCCAUUGACAUGUAACAGACCCCAACUGUUGGGCAAGGGUCUGUGAUGUGGCUGUUCGAUCCAUUACUGCCAUGCUCAUGAAAUGUUUGUCUUCCUGUUCAUUUGUGUGACAGAGCACUUCAGAUCCCUCACUUUGAUGGGUCUGAUUUUCCUCUACUCACUGACAACACACUGUUGUCAAAGUGCUUGCAUUCUGUCAAAUACGAAUCUUGAUGUUCCAGAAUGAUAAUCUGCCUUCUGGCAUAUCCACGAUUCUCUCUCAAAAUCCAAGAGCUGGAUGUAUGUCACUACACAAGUACAUUAACUACCAUCUGUCACUCAAUGAAGUUCCCUUUGCAGAUGCCUUUUAUACUCAAUGUAAGAAAGUCCAUGAGUGGACACAUCACUAUCAUUUUGAUGCUUUACCAUGGCUAAGUGAUUCUGCAAGGUUCAGACCAAUAUGGUGCAUUUUUCCCAGUGCUGCAAUUUUAAUUGCCAGCAGGGCCAUCUAAUGGGAAAUGUUGGGUGUCACUUGACAGAGUGAUCACACUGCUUUCUGAAAUAUGCAAAUGUUACUGUAUUUGUACACCUCAGAUUUGAUCCAAAGAAGAAGGUUUAAAAGCCAUCGAAGCCUGUGGUGCAGUGUUUCUGGAGACAGGAUUAAUGUUUGGGGCAAAGACUCACUAGUAGGGAAUUAAGAGACCAGGGUCCUUGGAGAAAGAGACUAAAUGAGAGCCUUUGAAGAUAUGAAAUGGGCCAACUAGAGUUUUAGUUUAUGUAUAAUUGGUUUUGAUACUUUGAGUUGUUUUUUGUCUACCCCCUCCACUUUGUGCUGUAUUGGUAUAUAUGUUAUUGAGUCUAUAAUAUAAUUAUCAUUGUGGUGACAUGCUAACAGUGUUCCCUACUUUUAUAUCAUGUACUGGGUGUAUUCAUCUGCUCUUAUCAUUAAAACUUCACAAUAUU
Polypterus senegalus (gray bichir) is the source of this 3340-nucleotide messenger RNA. It is a transcript of the gene ttc9c, whose product is annotated as tetratricopeptide repeat domain 9C. Gene Ontology annotation, molecular function: protein binding. The record is from RefSeq and is a predicted model, not a curated record. The coding region runs from base 96 to 800 and encodes 234 amino acids. The transcript has 4 exons. NCBI's taxonomy places the organism in Eukaryota, Metazoa, Chordata, Cladistia, Polypteriformes, Polypteridae.